UUCACCUCCGCUGCAGAAGACAGAAGAAGAAGAAGAAGCUCCGACUCCAUUUUCGUCAUCAGUUCGUCCAAGCUAUCGACAACCCGGGUGACAAUCGCCUGCGACAUCGACACUGAGCUUGAAGAACACACCGAGAUAAGAUACCGACAGCAAACAUGUGGGAUGGACCAGGACCCAGGCAAGGACCACGGGGAGGACCCUCCUUCCGUGGUGAUCAUCGUGGAGAAAUGUUUGGUGGCAGAGAUCGUCCAAUGCCUGAUUUUAGAGGUAGAGAGGGGAUGAAUAUGGGUCAUAUGGGCCCCAGACCUCUGGAUCAACCAUCUAUGGACAUGAGGAGGAUGGAUGCACCACCCAUGAGGAGCCGUGAUAUGGACCCACGUGACAUGCAAGGUAGAGAACCUAAUAGGGAUUUCUUCAGACCUGAAGAAGAACCAGAUUUCAACCAUAGAAGGCAUUUAGAAAUUUCAAUCAGAGAAAAACUGAUGAAUUCUGCUGCUGGUUUACCUGGACCAGGCAGGAACUCGGCAGAGAUGGGAGGAAGAGGUAUGUCACCACGGGAUCCUAACAGCAAAUUUAUGGACAUGAGAGACAGAGAGUCAUUUCAUCACAACAUGCCACAGUUCAAUAAUCCCAAUAUUGAUGGAAGGAGAGGGUUUCCUGUGGACAGAAUGGAGCGAAAUGAUGGAUUUCGGGACAUGCGUGACCGGCCCCCAAUGGGCACUGGCGACGGUGAUCGCUAUGAAAUGGAUUUACCUACCCGUGAAAGGAGAAUGAUGGACACUGACAGAAGAGGAGGGCCACCUUUCAAUCCAAGAGGUGGAUUUGAUUCUGAUACGGAUUUCAGAAAUCGUCCUGGACCAUCAGCAGAAUUUAGAGGUAGAGAUCGAUCACCCUUAAGAUUUGGAAACAAUGAUGUCCCCCCGGUGGACAGGGUGAGGUCAGAUAUUGCUGGCCCUCAAAGAUGUGGGUUUAUGGGUGCAGAAGGCGCACUCAGAGAGAGAGAUUAUCCAGAUUCAAGUGACAGUCCCCUAAUGGAUUAUCGUUGUGGUGAAGAGAUGACUCUUGCAGAAGAAUGGAAGAACCGCCAGAAGGACAAAGCCCCAUUCUUAAACAUGGGUAAAGGUGUGGCUGCUGUAUCAAAACCCAGCUUCCCUGUAGGUUUUGGAAGAGAUGUGAAUGUUAGAGAUUCACCAUCAUUUCAGAAAAGGGAUAGACCAUCAGUUGAAUUCCCAAGGAAAGAUGUUAUGUUUCCUCAUGGUGAACAAUUUCCUGUGAUUGACCUACCACCAAUUGGCAGCAAAGGGCCACAAGACAAUCCACCUCCAGAAAUAAGUCCCUUUACUGGCCCUCUUGGUAGGGAAAAUGAGAGUAAGCAUUGGCUUGGGGAAAGGAACCCAAAGCAUAAUCAGAAUAAAUCACAUUGUGAUGAGAGACUCCCUUACCAUCAAGAGAAGAACCUGCCCAAACAUGAGAAACUUGAGGCAGAUAAUUGUUUUAAAGGCAUGAAAGAAAAUCAAGGUCCUGCCAGGGGUAAGAUGGGACUGGCCCAUGAUUUCCAAAGCAGCAGCAGCAGCAGCUCUGCACAAGCGAGGGAUCAAGACUACAGGGACAUUGAUUACAGAACAGGGUCCGGGAGAGCGUUUGAGUUCAAACGUGAGGAGCUUCAAGCACCAGAGAAACUCAUUAAAGAGUCCAAACCAAUCACACCUACAAAGUUUAGUGAGUCCGGUUCUAAGGAUCAGGAUUACAGGAGUGCAUCAGUGGAAGACAAAGUUUCCAAUACAAUAUCCAUACUUGGUAUUCCAAAGACUGCCACAAUGGAGCAGAUUCUUGGUGCCUUUGCAGUCCGUGAUGGUGUUCCAAUGCAGGGGAUGAAAAUCAACAAUGUUGUGCCAGGUUACAGCUACGAUACGGCCUAUGUGGAGUUUUUAAACCUCGAGGAUGCAGUCCACUUCAUGGAGUCCAACAAGGGGUCCCUGAAGGUUGGCACUAGAACAGCUACCAUGAAAUUCCUCCAGCCAGAUGAGCAAAGAGGAGUCCAUGUGAGCCAAGAAUCAGAUCACAAAGUUCCUCAACUCCAGGAGCCCCAGUUGCCCAGACCAGAUAAAACUUCACAAGAUUUGGAGACAAACCUGAAUGGGACCAAACUCAAAGGUCCUAUGGAACCGCUGCCCAACAUCCUGUUUCAGCGCAACUCUGACUUGACUCCCGAGGCGUGGCAGCAGCAGGUGGACCAACAGCUCCAACAGCAAGAGACAGAGCAGCAGUCCGAGUCGUGGGCCAAUCGCGCCCUCCCCAAGAACAGUUCACAGCGACCUGAAUCAGUCUUCAAAGACAGUAAAACCAUGAUAAUUAAGAAUGUGAAGCCCACCACCACAGUAGAAGCUAUCCUGAAAGCCUUGGAUCCCUUUGCUUAUCUGGAUGAGAGAAAUGUCCGCCUAGUCAAAGCCAAGUCACCUGGAGCAAAGUGCUUCUGCUUUGUCGACAUGGAUUCCCAUGAGCAAGUGACACGUCUGGUUGAGCUUCUCACUAAACCCAGACCCCUUUAUGUUGAUGGAGUCAGAGUUUAUGCUGAGGUUGCAAAACCCCUGAAGAACCAAAAUAUUAGAAGAGAUUUUGAUAAACCAAACACUUCUAUCCUUGGGUAUGCGCCUGAGGCUGGCAUGAUGGCGCAGCUGCAGUUCACGCAACCUCCACCGUUCUUGCAACCUCUGCAGCCGCCUGCUGCUGCUCACCCCGCUGGAAUGCAGGGUGAUUUGUUGAAUGGCACUAGUCUGUCGACAGAUCCCAGCAUAAGUCAGGGAGUUGGCUACUGUGAGACCCAAUCUGUGGAUCCUUCAUUACACGCUGUUGGACUGCUUGUGCCCCCAGAAUCAGCUGGUAUGAGUUCUAUCGACGAUGGAUCACAGGCCUAUAUCUGUGGCUCUGAGGUUCCAGACGUGUCCAAUUACUUGUACGAUGCCACGUCAGGCUUCUUCUACGACCCCGAGACAACGCUGUAUUAUGAUCCCAACUCCAGGUAUUUCUACAAUGCUCAGACGCAGGAGUACAUGUACUGGGAUGCAGCUUCAAAGACCUACGUCCCAGUUCCAGGAGGCCACACAGCUGAGACCCAACCUGUGGCCAUGACUGCUGAAGACCAGGCUAUUCUCUCCAACCCAGCAGCAGACGCUCCUCUGGAAAUGAAGAAGCCAUCAGAGACUCCCCUCACUGAGGAAGCCCCGGCAGCCGCUCAUCUGUCCGCUCCGGAGUCUGUCCUCGCUUCUGCAGCAACUACUCCCGAGAAGAAAGAAGACGACGACGCUGCUAAAAAGGACAAAGAGAAGGAUAACAAAGACGAGAAGCCGAAGAGCCUCGCCGCUGUCAAGAUCAUGAAAGAUAUGGAGCGCUGGGCAAAGAUCCAGAAUCGUCAAAAGGACAGUGUGCGUGCCCCGUCGCCAUUGUUGAGGACUGGACUGGACGAUGAUAGGAGGCAGUCUAAGUCGGCUGAUGCUGGUUUCGCUGUCUUUGAGAGAAAGAUCUCUGGUGGAGAUGAUCUUUUUAAAAAGCCCCUCGCUCCCCCUAAGAAAGAUGAAAAGUCAAAGCGUCCAAUGGGCUCCCUGGGUUUGCUGGCAUCAGACUAUGGAGCUGGAAGUGAUGAAGAAGUAGAAGAGGAUAAGGACGAUUUCGCUAAAGGCAGUCAAGGCAUCCAGUCUGACGACAAGGACGACAAACUGACGGACUGGAAGAAGAUGGCCUGCCUGCUGUGCAGGAGACAGUUCCCCAACAAGGAUGCUCUGCUCCGCCAUCAGCAGCUUUCUGACCUGCACAAACAAAACAUGGAGAUCCACCUGAAGAUCAAGAGGUCAAAGAAGGAAUUGGAGGCACUAGAAAACCAGGAGAAAGAAUUGAAUGCCAGAGACGUACCCAGAUCACCGGAGCAGAAGAGAAGAAAACACCACCAACAGCCGCAGCAUCAUAACACCUGGGCUGGAAGCUCCAGGGAGACGAAUAAAGUCAGCGAGAGGCCUGGUUUAGGGGCCGAGCCUGUCCCGCAGAGGAAAAAGAAAGAGCCGGUUGUUUGGGACCAUGCCACCUACAAACAAGCAGUACGCAAGGCCAUGUUUGCGCGGUUCAAGGAACUCGAGUGACUUCACCAGUAGAACUCCUCACUUUGAUGUGUGAAAUGUUGAUGACGUGCUUCUCCCGCCUCAGCAUGUGAAAACCCCCCUCGACUGUCAACUGUUUACCUGCUGGAAGAGCCACAGUUUCCUACACUGAGACCAAGUGACGACUGAUGUGACCGACCACAUCACACGGGUGCAGUGACUAUGACACGAAAGACCAGAACUAUUUGACAUCAUCGGCGAUGGUUGGAUGUUGUACAGAAAUUGUUGAUCCCUGUUGUUAAUUUGAGUAUUAUUCCCAUUUGUCAUCCGUGGCCUGUUUGUGAAAUGUGUCCUGAAUCUAGUUUUUUUUUUUUUAACAAAGCCGUCACACUGGCCACAGUCACAUUUUGUUUUAAAAACUGAGCGAUUUUUACAUUUUCAUUUCCGUGGGUCGUAGUUGCUCUUAUAUGUGCAUAUUUUUAAGUAUAUAAAAAAAAUAUGGAUCACCUUUA
Scophthalmus maximus (turbot) is the source of this 4600-nucleotide messenger RNA. It is a transcript of the gene rbm6, whose product is annotated as RNA-binding protein 6. NCBI's taxonomy places the organism in Eukaryota, Metazoa, Chordata, Actinopteri, Pleuronectiformes, Scophthalmidae. The record is from RefSeq and is a predicted model, not a curated record. The transcript has 23 exons. Gene Ontology annotation, molecular function: RNA binding. The coding region runs from base 156 to 4130 and encodes 1324 amino acids. Gene Ontology annotation, biological process: mRNA splicing, via spliceosome. Gene Ontology annotation, cellular component: nucleus.